Rosa rugosa (rugosa rose) is the source of this 2358-nucleotide messenger RNA. Its product is annotated as NAC domain-containing protein 91-like. NCBI's taxonomy places the organism in Eukaryota, Viridiplantae, Streptophyta, Magnoliopsida, Rosales, Rosaceae. The transcript has 6 exons. Gene Ontology annotation, molecular function: DNA binding. Bases 251 to 1714 code for a protein of 487 amino acids. The record is from RefSeq and is a predicted model, not a curated record. Gene Ontology annotation, biological process: regulation of DNA-templated transcription.
AGACCCAAUUGGACAUCUCUUCCAUCCUCCAAUCACAAACUCUGCAGCAAAUCUUUACACAGAAAUGGGAAAAAGUUUAGAAAUUCCAAUUCCUCACUUUUUUUUAUCUAAACUUGCUAGAGGGGUUUGGAUGCCACGUAAUGACAUGACGGGUUUACUUGAACUUGAUGGCCAUAAAUACACCUUCACUCUGCUCCUCUGUUUCUCAGAGCUCACCAUUCAAAGAGAGGAGGUAUAACACAACAACAAUAUGAGCAGCGAGAGAACGACGCCGCUUUCAGUGCCGGUAGGCUACAGGUUCCAUCCCACCGAAGAGGAGCUGGUGAACCAUUACUUGAAGAAGAAGAUUCAUGGCGGAAAUGAUUCCGAAAUCAACCAAAUCAUCCCUGAAAUCGACCUCUGCAAAUACGAGCCGGCUGAGCUUCCUGCAUUGUUGGGGACUGAGACAGAGGCUCAUGACAUGGAGUGGUUCUUCUUCACCAGAAGGGCUUAUAAGUACAACAAAAGCUCUCGCUCGAAUCGGAGCACCAAGAAGGGAUACUGGAAGAUCACAGGGAAGGAGCGUGGAAUUAAAGCUCGACGAUCAAAAGCUGUGAUUGGGAUGAAGAAGACAUUGACUUUUUACCAGGGUCGUGUGCCGAAAUCGAAGAAGACCAGCUGGGUCAUUCAUGAGUACUAUCUUCCUGGAAAUGGAGUUAUUAAGCAGGCCCAGGGUGACUUUGUUAUCUGUCGCUUGAAGAUUAGAUCAGAUAAGAAGGAUUCUUCAGUCAGUAAUGAAGGAGAACCCGGUAGCGUGAGUGUGUCUGAAAUGAAUCAAGAGGGAAAUGAGGAGUUGCUAUUCCAUCAACCUCAGGCUCUGGAUGACUGCUGCUCCUCAGCACUGCAGUCACCGGUGUCCCAAAAGCUGGAAGCUGUUCUGCAAACCAAUGUCACUAAUGAUGAUUGUAAUGAGUUACAAUCACCAUUUGGAGAUAGUGAUUCUUGUCUAUUAGACGGGAAUGAAGUUUCAACCUGUGAUGAAAAUGAGGCUGUGUAUGAUGUGUUUCCACAGCUACGUGAUCUGUCAGAACAAAAUCUGGAUUCACUCUUUGGUCCACAUCAGCCACAAGAAUACUGUCCUGCCAUACUGCAGCAGUCACCAAUAUACACAAAGCUGGGAGAUGUUCCACAUCCACUGCAGCCACAAGAUUACGAGCCCUCAAAGUUUCAAUCACCAAUAUACACAAAGCUGGGAAAUGUUCCACAUCCACUUCAACCACAAGAUUACCAGCCCUCAAAGUUGCAGUUAUCAAUAUACACAAAGUUGGGAAAUGUUCCAGAUGCCAAUCUCUAUUGUGGUGAAUGCAAUAAUUGGCAAUCUGCAAUUAAAAAAAAUGUUUCAACCGAUGAAGUUGGCAUAUCAGUUAGACAAAUCAUGUCUAAUUUUGAAAAUCAAGCUACAGAUUUUAAGGUUCCAGAGGUGAGAAUGGUGCAUCAUCCUCAAACCAAAGAAAAUUUGGAAUCAGUGGUUUAUCCAUUCCAGCCACAAAAUUUCACAUCGCAGCCACUGAUGUACACAGAAUUUGGAGAUGCUCUACAUAAUACUGAAAGCAAUGAGUUGCAAUCUUCAUUUGGGCAUAAUGACUCUUCUCUCACAAAGUUCUUGAAUACAAAUUUUGCUUACCAGGAUUGUUACUCGGUUGAUCAAACAGCAGACUCCUUUCAAAGACUCUAACCUGCCAAACUCACUAGGAAGGGUCUACCAUGGGGAUAGUGGAGUAAGCAAUGAUUCAAACACUGAAGUAGCCCAUGGAUGGGUACAAUAUUCGUCUGCAUUAGCUAUUGGAAAUACCCUCCAAUGUAGCUAAUGAACUCCAAAAGGUCUGAUAUUAUCCUACAAAGAUAUGACAAUCUUCUAAGUAACACGAACUUUUUUAGCAGGAUUGAUGGUUUGCUCUCUGCACUCAGAUUGUUAGGUAGAAUGGUCCCGGACCUCAUUCUUGAUACUAAAGAAAAAUGUCACUAAACCUAUAGCUAGUAGGGUUAUUUGUAAAUUAGUUGUUACUUACAGUUACUGAAAUGUAAUAGCUAGUUGGUUGAUGGAGUAUUAGUUGCAAAUGUGUGUGAUUGUUAAUAGUUUGAAACCUUAUAAGUAAUUUAUCAAGUUUAAUGGGAUUUUGUGUACUGUUAUCUCCAUUUUUCUGUUGAUGGCUCAAUAGCAAAUACAAAAAAAUCACUGUAAGACUGAGUUUGGGAAUUUGGGUACGACAUGGCUACCGAUGCAGAACAAAAUAGGUUGAAGGCAUUGAAACUUUGAAACCUCUCACUGGUCAUCUGCUUAUGCAAGCUUAAUGUUAAAAUCGAAAGAUAAUAAUUUGA